Messenger RNA from Pistacia vera, 1586 nucleotides. Its product is annotated as myb-related protein 306. Gene Ontology annotation, biological process: response to auxin. NCBI's taxonomy places the organism in Eukaryota, Viridiplantae, Streptophyta, Magnoliopsida, Sapindales, Anacardiaceae. Bases 146 to 1147 code for a protein of 333 amino acids. The record is from RefSeq and is a predicted model, not a curated record. The transcript has 3 exons.
CUUCUUCGCUUACUCUCAUCGCCUUUGGACGUUCUCUCACUUCGCUGCAAACAAACAAACUGUCUAACUCAACUCAACUCAGCUCUCUCAUUAUUAUAAGAACAACCCUUUUUUUGAAAUUAGAAUUUUGUAGAAAGUGUUUGAAAUGGGUAGACCUCCUUGCUGCGAUAAGAUUGGUGUCAAGAAAGGACCUUGGACUCCUGAAGAAGAUAUCAUCUUGGUCUCUUAUAUUCAAGAACAUGGACCUGGGAAUUGGAGAUCGGUUCCUACUAAUACAGGUUUGCUUAGAUGCAGUAAGAGCUGCAGACUUAGAUGGACAAAUUAUCUCCGGCCGGGGAUUAAACGCGGUAACUUCACCGAUCAUGAAGAGAAGAUGAUUAUCCACCUCCAAGCUCUUUUAGGCAACAGAUGGGCAGCCAUAGCUUCUUACCUUCCUCAGAGAACAGACAACGAUAUAAAAAAUUAUUGGAAUACCCAUUUGAAGAAGAAGCUGAAAAAGCUUCAAACAGGAGUCGAUGGCCAAAAUCAAGACGUGUUGUCUGCUUCACAACAAGUCUCCAAGGGUCAGUGGGAGAGAAGGCUCCAAACAGACAUUCACAUGGCGAAACAAGCCCUUUGUGAGGCUUUAUCUCUUGACAAAACAAGCUCUUUACCGGCUGACUCAAAGCCUUCAACAAAUCUCUAUCAUCCUUACACAACUUCAUACCAGGGUUCUACCUAUGCAUCGAGCGCUGAAAACAUAUCCAGAUUGCUUGAAAAAUGGAUGAAAAAUCCAUCAAAAACACCUCAAACAAACUCAGAAACCACUCAGGAUUCGUUCAACAACGCCGUUGCAACAACAGGUUCCAAUUCUAGUGAAGGGGCGGCAAGUGCUACCACACCUGAGGGUUUUGACUCGCUGUUUAGCUUUAACUCUUCCAACUCAGACGCAUCUCAAUCGAUGUCGGUGGACGAGACGACGACAACGACAACGACGGCCAAUUUGACACCCGACACUAGUCUCUUUCAAGAUGAAAGCAAGCCGAAUUUGGAGACUCAUCAAGUCCCUCUAACAUUGCUGGAGAAAUGGCUCUUUGAUGAUGGUGGCGCUCAGGGUCAUGAAGACCUUAUUAACAUGUCAUUAGAGGAUAGUGCCACCUUGUUUUAGAAAGGGAGCUCCAAGCAUAAACGUUUUCUCUCUUCGUUUUUGUGGGUUUUGGGCGUUGAGCUAGAAGAAAUCGAAGGUGUUAAUUUCUAGCUUAGCCUAAACAGAAACUUAAUUCUCUCUUCUCCUUCGAGGAAGAACAAAAAGUGUAAAUUAUAUUAAAAGUUUUAUCUAAAUUAAUAUGCCAUAAUAUGUAUUAGUUCAUAAAAUAAAUCUCUUCUUGGUUCGUUCCUCGUUCUUAGAACUUGUAAUCUUUGUACUUUGUGCAACUUUGGUAAAGGGAGUAACUCCGGGGCCUCUUCCUUGCCUAAGCAGUGAGUAGUGGUUAUCAAACUCCUCUUAGUUGAAGAAAGUACAAUGUACAAUUAUACAUACUAUCUUUUACUAUCAAUUAAUGUGCUAUGUACUGCUUGAUAUAUACAAUAAAUUUCUAUUUGGAUCC